AUGCAUCCUGCACCCAGUCUGUCGGAAGCAUUUCCUAAAGACAGCAAGACUGAGGAUAGAGGUCAGCACGUAUCUCAUCAGCAUGACCAACAGCAGCAGCAACAGCAGCCGCAAUCCCAACCACAACAGACUGGUGGGCAUCAUCAGUCGUCCCAGCAGCUUCAACCCCACCAAGCUGCACAUACCGAGCACGUGCAACAUGGGAGCCACCCAGCAUCACCAACGCAAUCGGCGGCGCCCUCAAGGAAGGAUACAAGUUCUUCGACGUCGACAAACACAACCGAUGCAACCGCUGUUUCUAAUGCCUCGGCUGAUACCAACGCCACUGCCUACAGCGUAGAGUCGUCACAAUCCAUCUUCUCGGUUAAGGAUGGGUCCGAGAUCUCUCAUAGCCGUCGUGCUAGCCGUCGACGGACCGGGCCACUAUCGGCUCAGCAAAGGGAGAAGGCUGCGCUAAUACGAAAAUUGGGUGCUUGUACCGACUGCAGAAGACGGAGGGUUGCUUGCCACCCCAACCAUCAUAAUAUGACGUGGGAAGAUGCUAUGCGGAAAUAUCGCUCUUCAAGUCCUUUGCAGGAUCUUGCGCCGCUGGCUGGUCGACCGAUCAGCCCCGCGCCCAACCAUAUUAGACAUCACUUCACCCAUGACCCUCAAGAGAUGGAGGUUGACUCUACUCCCGCUAUUCCUAACAAUGUCCAAGGUACGCCAGGUCGUCGUACUUCACUCAAUGACUCGAGAAUCCGGACGCCUCUGCCGUCGGGCCCACGGUUGGAAAAGCCUAUCUCUGCGUCCCCCUUAUCUGCUACAACAAAUCAUUACACGGCAUUGCCAAGUGUUGAUACAGUGAAGGCAGAUUUGGAGACUGUGGCUUCGAGGAUUCUCGCCUCACCUCAUCGUAGCCGUUAUAGUAGCGUUUGUGCGCUUUUUAUCUACUGGCAGGAUGAUGACGAGCCCGGGGUAGCAUCAGCGGUGGAGGAGUUGGCCAUGGUAUUCGACAAGUACUACCGGUAUGCGUUUGAGAUCCUCAAGAUUCCUUCGUCUGCGUCGGAUGGCUGCAGCAACUCGUGGAGGUGGCUCUCCCGAAUCAUGAACGAGUUUACGGACAAGAGCGAUACGAGAGACGUUCUAAAGCUGGUGUAUUAUAACGGGUACAGUUAUUUGGACGAACAUAGGGAGAUGGUUUUGGCGAGCUCCCGAAAUCGUUUAAAGGCUUCGACCAUACGAUGGAGUGGUAUCCAACAGAUUCUAGAAGAAGCUCGUUCGGACACGCUCAUCGUAAUGGACUCGGCAUACUACCCAUCUUCGAAGAUGGUUCGGCAAAGGGGGGUGUUAGAAGUGGUUGCAGCGUCUUCCUCGGAGGAAUACUUCGAUGUGUUGGACCGCAAUAGCUUUACUAGGAUCCUAGCCGAUCAGCUCCGAACACGGGCCACCCAGCGCCUUUCGAACCCCUUGUCAGCCGCCGAGUUGCACUCGAAGCUCCUAUCCAUCUAUCCCAAGAUCAUCCAAGACAAGCACCCUGAAAAGGGUGCUAUGAUCAGUUUCCCCUCGCCUUUACACAUACAGAUUUCCAAUAACUCCAGAUUACCCUCGAUAACGCUAUCCCCACCCCAACCACCACGGACCCCUUAUAGUCCUGAGAGCCAGCACGGCCCCCAGUUAACACUGUCGAUGCGUUUAGCUGAAGAAGCUAUUAACCUCGAAAGCUGGGCCGAAUGGCUUCGGAUGAUGCCAGAUGGGAUCAAAGAGGUCAAGGUCGAGGGUCCAUACACUACCUACGUUUAGGUGACGAAUUUUGUCUCCAGUACAAUACGUUUUUACUUUCCUUUGUUUAAUGCGCCAAAUAUGCCACGAGACUACGAUAAGCGAUAUGCUUAGAAGAUACAGGAAAGAGCAAUAGCCUUGCUCGCAACGUUGAAGACGACGAAGAGUUGUCUAUAAGCAUAUUUGAUUCACUGGAAAUCUCCCUUCUUAUUCCAACAUUUUCUUUCACGCUUACGGCAAAUCAUAUGGGGGGGGUUAGAGGCGUAACCAUUGAUUUAUUUUGCAUACAAUAUUCAUACCCAUUUUCUUGGCAUCAAUAUCAUUGUUUUGGGAUGGCAUAGUGGUAGGGGGUGUAAGAGGCCGUAGUCACGGAUACGGCUUUAGCGUUGGAUAGAUUUUUACUUUGUAUUGUGCUGCGGACAAAUCAGACCGCAACCUUGGACAUUUACCAUGAAUAUUAUACCUCGAAGGUGCAAUAAGGCCAAAUGAAUCCUCGACUAAAGUACCUAUGCCUACGUGAUUUGGUAUUUAGAGUGGGACACUAUUUAGUAUGCAAUGUGGUCGAAUGAGUGAAUAGGGGGAUUGUCUCAACGGGAUACUGUCUAAUAUGGUUGGUCGCUUAGACAAGACGCUUCUCAAUAGCGAUAUAGUUAAAUCUUGGAUAAGUAAUGAGUGACAAUUGAAGUGA
Messenger RNA from Hypoxylon fragiforme, 2449 nucleotides. RefSeq lists its product as uncharacterized. The coding region runs from base 1 to 1782 and encodes 593 amino acids. The transcript has 3 exons. The record is from RefSeq and is a predicted model, not a curated record. NCBI's taxonomy places the organism in Eukaryota, Fungi, Ascomycota, Sordariomycetes, Xylariales, Hypoxylaceae.